Molecule: messenger RNA, 1593 nt
Organism: Aspergillus thermomutatus
Lineage: Eukaryota; Fungi; Ascomycota; Eurotiomycetes; Eurotiales; Aspergillaceae
Product: cytochrome P450
Exons: 3
Coding region: 1-1593 (530 amino acids)
Molecular function (GO): monooxygenase activity; heme binding; iron ion binding
Source: RefSeq, a predicted model, not a curated record
AUGGAUGCUCCAAUACACACUAUCCUCGUUCGAGAGACAUCAGCGCAUCCCGUCCAGGCAAUGUUGCUUGCCGUCUUUCUCUGCCUGGCCACCAUAUUUCUUGUAAUUGGUCAGAUUUUUACUCCGAUGGGAAAGCGUCGAGUUCCAGGGAAGGAAUGGAAACUGCCGCCGGGACCUCCAGGUCUCCCUAUUCUGGGGAAUCUGCUCGACUUGAAAAGUGCCCGCAGUGAUCCCGACUUCAAAUGGGUUAACUCCCUCACCCAGUACGGUGAAAUGGCCACCGUGCACCUAGGGAGCAAAACGUGGAUCUUUCUGAACAGCCAAAGAGUCGUAUCAGAGAUCAUAGCAAAGCGUGGCUCCAUCACAAACGGCCGGUCCCCAAUGCCUGUCGCCAGCGGAAUCGUCAGCCGCCAUAGCCGCUCUCUUAUUUUGCCUCCUGCUGGAUGGACUGAGAAGCGUCGAGUGAUGCAUUCGCUACUUAGUGGGACCGCUCUGCGGCAGUACGGCGCCUGGCAGGAGCUCGAGAGCACACAGCUUCUGGCUGAGUAUUUGUUCCAGCCCCAGAGAUGGUACCGCCACCAUUACCGCUACGCCAACUCGGUCGUGCAUCGUAUCGCGCUCGGGGAGCGUUUGACGAAGACCAACAAAGAGCUGGCGGAUCUGCAGGACGUAGUCACAUACUUCGUUGGCAGCAUAGGGUCUAGCAUGGUUGAUUGGUUUCCCGAGCUAGACGCGCUACCUCGGCGGCUGCAGCCCUGGCGCAGAUAUUGGGAGAAGCUGGGACAGUGGAACUACGAGGUUUACCGAUCGUGGUGGGUGCCGGUGCGUGAAAAAGUCGAGGCAGGCACUGCACCGCCCUCGUUCGUCAGGGAUGUACUCCUCCACGAGGAUACCAAGUUCACAGGCGAUGACCAGGAGGCGAUGUAUGUAACGAUGCAGCUCAUUGAGGCGGGCAGCGAUACCACCCGGGAGGUUCUCAACAUCUUCGUCAUGUCGGCACUCUGCUAUCCCGAGGUCUUUCAGAAGGCAAGGGCAGAGGUGGACCGGAUCUGCGUGACGGACCAGGAACAGUUGCGUCUGCCGGGGCUUGAUGAUAUGGAACGGAUGCCAUAUAUCUGCGCUAUCAUUAAGGAGCUCCUUCGCUGGAGGCCCAUAUUCCCUCUAACCCCGGACCAUGUCCUGACUUCCGAUCUGGAAUUCGAAGGGUACCAUAUCCCCGCUGGAGUGGGUUUUGUGAUCAACGAGAUUCCCGUGUGCAAUGAGUGCGAGAAGCCAGACGUCUUCAAGCCGGAACGGUGGCUCGACGGUCAUGAAGCCGAUGUUGCACAUGGCCUGUGGCAAUUUGGCGGCGGAAGACGUAUCUGCGUGGGAUAUCGCUUGGCCCAAAGAGGGCUGUUCAUCAAUGUCGCCCGGCUGGCUUUUUGUUACAACUAUGCGGCGUCCGGUCCCAUUGAUUCUCGACGUCUCAACCAUCAUUUGACCGAGGAACCAUUCCCAGUGAAGGUGACACCGAGAAGCGAACAACAUGCACAGCUGAUAAUUGAGGAGGCAUCACGAGAAGGGGUCCUAGAGGAUUCAAAAUCUCGGCCUUGA